AUGGCUGCAAUAAUCAAUCAACGCGUCGAUCAGAGCGGCGAAUCGAGUAUGGGUGGUGCGAAGCCAGUUCUCCUUCACAAAAUCGCUGGACACGUGGCACGUAUCAACGAUGUGAUUCUUCUAUCGAAAGACGAAGGAGUAUGGACUGCGAGUGAUGAUAGAUCAGUUCGUUUGUAUUUGAAGAGAGAUAAUGAUCAAUUCUGGCCGUCGAUUCAUCAUUUUAUGCCAGUCGCUCCGACUUGUCUGUAUUACAGCGAGGAGACUUAUAAACUUCUUGUCGGAUUGAUCAACGGAAAUGUGUACGAAUUCAGUGUUUCUGACGACUUCAACAGUAUGACAGAAUCACGUAAAUGGACGUGUCACGCGGGUCCGAUCUCUGGAUUGGGAUUCGCUUUGUCUGCCGAACUGAUCUUCAGUUGUUCCCGUGAUAAAUCAAUCGUCUGGCAUUGUUCAGAGAAUUCGAACAAGAUGGGAUCAUAUCUCCUCGAGAAUAGUUGUACUUCAAUGGUCAUUGCACUUCCAUUCGUAUUUGUUGGUGAUCACGGAGGACAUGUUACUGUACUUCGAAUUAUUGAUAAUCAACCACAUCUUGUCAGCAAACUCAGCGCUCAUACUAAUUCGAUCACAACACUGUCAUGGGACGGAAAUAAGCAAGUGUUAUACUCGGGAAGCAGUGAUCAUCUCAUCAUAAUGUGGGAUAUUGGAGGCGGAAAAGGAGAGGCUUAUGAGCUAAAUGGUCACAACGGAAAAGUGAAUGCACUGUGUGCCGCCCCUGCAGCGAAACGACUGUUCUCUGCAGAUGAACACGGAAAACUGAUGUGUUGGGAUAUGGAAUGUAAACGAGUCGAAACGCCAGAAUGGAAGUCAACCGAUUGCUGUCAAAAGUGCAAUCAACCAUUCUUCUGGAAUCUUCAGGCAAUGUGGCAGAGGAAGGUCGUCGGACUCAGACAACAUCACUGUCGAACUUGUGGAGCCGCCGUUUGUGGCAGUUGUUGUGAUAAUUGGACAACUUAUCCGCCGAUGGGAUAUGAGACGAAAGUUCGCAUUUGUAAUGAGUGUGCGGGAAAGAUGAAAGAGAAUCCACACAAUUUCAACCUGACCCCUCUGGCGAUCUGUCACGAAAUUCGUACAGGAAUCACCGCAAUGCAUCUCCAGGAGACACUUGGCUUGCUCGUCACCUCUGGCCAAAACCGUGUCGUCAUGAUUUGGGAUGUCCGAAGUGUUUGCUCCGCCCCCUCCGGUUCAGGCGGUCCAUGA
This is a messenger RNA of Caenorhabditis remanei, 1257 nucleotides long. RefSeq lists its product as uncharacterized. The record is from RefSeq and is a predicted model, not a curated record. The transcript has 6 exons. NCBI's taxonomy places the organism in Eukaryota, Metazoa, Nematoda, Chromadorea, Rhabditida, Rhabditidae. Bases 1 to 1257 code for a protein of 418 amino acids. Gene Ontology annotation, molecular function: metal ion binding; protein binding.